This is a messenger RNA of Symbiodinium sp. CCMP2592, 1098 nucleotides long. The record is from the annotation of a GenBank genome assembly. Lineage: Eukaryota; Dinophyceae; Suessiales; Symbiodiniaceae.
AUGCCGAAGCGCAAGCUGGCGCAGUCUGCCGCAGCAGCCGUGCAUCCUGACACAGCACCCACGGCAGUUACUCUGGGAACGGAUUUCUCAGGGCUCGACGGAGUAUGCUUCGCUCUGCAACGGCUCGGUGUACGGUUUGAGCAUGUGUUCAGCGCCGAGACGGACAAGGCAGCGCGGAAAUUCAUCAGGCAUGCUCACCAGCCACGCCUGCUGGAAGGAGAUGUCCGGUGCAGAGACUACGAUACCGAAGGCAAGGCUCCGCCCGCAGUGAAGCUUUAUGUCGCAGGACCCCCUUGUCAGCCCUUUAGUCCGGCUGGCGGGAGGGAUGGAUUCUCCGACGUCCGAGGCAUGCUGCUAUGGAAUGCAAUCGAUUACAUAGUGUCCCGACGUCCCGUGGCAGUUCUCCUAGAAAACACAGACAGACUGCAGUUGGAAGAGGGCCUCGAGGUGAUCUGCGGAAUCCUGACAGAUGCAGGAUACAGCUGGAAGUGGAUGAUUCUGAACACCAUGGACUACGGUGUGCCACAAAGCCGGAGACGGAUCUACCUCCAAGCCGUGCUGUCUGCGGAGCUUCGGCAACCCUUGAGAUUCCCCCCUCCGCUCUGCCAGAAAGACAUUGCGCCUCUCAGCACCUUCCUGACGAAGUCGAGCCCGCCGCCUGUUGCUGUCCUGCCGGAGCAUCAGGCACACGCGCGGCGGGUGCAGUCGGAGAUGGAGAAGCAUGCCGAGAGGGGCUUGAAUCCCUUUGAAACAGGUCUAUGCAUUGAUUGCGGUUCGUCAGAUAAGUGGGUUGGCAGCGCAGUGGAGCAUGCAAUGACCCUCACCAAAUCCCGGUGCCAGGACUUUGGCCAUUGGCUUACCAGCCAGGGCCGAUAUCUAGAUCUAGACGAUUACAGCAAACUUCAAGGCUACGACCCGGACAUGCUCGAUUUUGCCGGUGCAGGAGUCAAACGCACCCAGGGGGCGGCUAUGCUAGGAAACGCAAUGUCCCUCAACAUCCUGGAGUUUGUGCUGCCGGAACUGUUGCAUUCUGCAGGAUUGAUAAGCUCGAGCGAGUACGAGACUGCAAAAACCAGGGUCAAACGACGCUGGACUUAG